ACUAGGGCGGGAGGGGCGGCGGCGGAGACGGCGAGGAGGAGGAGGAGGAGGAGGAGGAGUAGGAGGAGGAGAGGCGGCGGCGAGGGGAGGAGAGCAGAGGAGGCGCUCCGGUCGCCGCCAGUGGGCAGCGGAGAUCGCGCGUGGCCCUGGCGAGGGACAGCGGGCUGCGCUCGGCGGGGCCAUGGGGACCCGCGCGCUGACGAUGCCGGGGUGAGAGCGCAUCGGCCGGCGCCUCCACCAUCCGCGUCCUGCCUCAGCCUCUGCCUGUCGCUCUCUCUGCAUUAUUGUUUCCCACUCUGCUGAGGAUGUUGUCGGCUGAUGAUUAGGUCGGAAGCCAGUCAGCUCUUCCUCCAAAGCCCGGUAAUGUUUCUGUAGGCGAGAGGAGAGAGAGGGAGAGGGAGAGGGAGACAGGGCCAGGGAGGGACGCGGACCCCGACGCUUCAAGUCAAUGCAUAUUGUGGUGGCCAGACCCAGGCGCCCUCACGGUGGAGACGGCCAGGGCUGCGCGUUCCCGAAAUAUGACCAGCGGUGCCUGGAUGUGUCGGCAGUGUGACGACGGCUUAAAGAUCUGGUUGGCGGCACCGCGGGAGAACGAGAAACCGUUCGGCGACUCGGAGAAGGCUCAGAAAUGGCGCCUGUCCCUGGCGUCCCUCCUGUUCUUCACCGUCCUGCUCUCUGAUCACUUGUGGUUCUGCGCCGAGGCCAAGCUGACCCGCACCCGGGACAAGGAGCAGCAGCAGCAGCAGCGCCAGCAGCAGCAGCAGCAGCAGCAGCGCCAACAGCAGCAGCAGCAGCAACAGCAGCAGCAGCAGCAGCAGCGCCCGCAGCGCCCGCGGCCGCCGGAGCCCUCCUGGCCCGCGCUCCCGGCCGGCAUGGGGCAGGCGGCUCCCGGCGCCCCGACCCCGCGCCUGCUCCCCGCCGCCGCGUCCCCCACGCUGCCCCCGUCCCCGGGCGGCGGCGGGAGCGGCCGAGGCAGCAGCCCCCGGAGCAAGCCCCCUUUUCCAGGGAACUCUGCCAAGCCCGGAUGGCGCCUGGAGAGCUGCUACCCCCAGGGCGCGUCCUUGGGCCAGUGCUUCACGGUGGACAGCGCGGACGCCGUGUGCGCCAGGAACUGGAGUCGGGGGGCGGCGGCCGGGGGGGCACAGGGGCGGCGGCCGGGGGCCUCGCAGGCGGCCCCGCUCUGGAACCUGUCGGAUUUUUACCUUUCGUUUUGUAAUUCCUACACACUCUGGGAGCUGUUCUCCGGUCUGUCCAGCCCCAGCACUUUGAACUGCAGUCUGGAUGUAGUGCUGACGGAGGGCGGGGAGACGACCACAUGCAGGCAGUGCGUGGAAGCUUACCAAGACUACGACCACCAUGCGCAGGAGAAGUACGAAGAGUUUGAGAGCGUGCUGCACAAAUACUUGCAGUCGGAGGAGUACUCGGUGAAGUCGUGUCCCGAAGACUGUAAGAUCGUCUACAAGGCCUGGCUCUGUUCCCAGUACUUUGAAGUCACGCAGUUUAACUGCAGAAAGACAAUUCCUUGCAAGCAAUAUUGUUUGGAGGUGCAGACGCGGUGUCCGUUCAUCCUGCCCGACAACGACGAGGUCAUCUACGGGGGCCUCUCCAGCUUCAUCUGCACAGGGCUCUACGAAACCUUCCUAACCAAUGAUGAACCAGAGUGCUGUGACGUCCGGAGACAGGAGCAGUCCACCCCCCCACCCGGAGGGUCGGUAGAGAGAAGGGACAGCUGUCAUAGGACAUCGCUCACAGUGUCCUCCGCCACGAGACUGUGCAGCGGGAGGCUCAAGCUGUGUGUCCUUGUACUGAUUCUGCUGCACACGGUGCUCACGGCCUCGGCUACGCAGAGCACUGACUGCCUGGGUCUGGGCCGCAUUACCACGCUGGACGACAACUCCGCCAAGGAAGAGUGACCCGAGCCGCAGCCAGCCCUGGCCCACCUGAGAGAGAGACGCAGCCGCUGUCCGAGGAGCAGAAGCUGGGUGCUUUUACCCUCCAGUUACUUCUCGCGAGGUCUUUAGGGUAAAACUUCAAAAAGAUGGGCCUGAUUCCAAACGAGGACACACACACCGCAGCUUUCUAUUGACGGGAAGGCUGCCAAGGGACUUCGAUUUCUCACGCCAUUUUAUACACUGUGUUUUAAUGUUUGGAGGUUUUCUUUGCUUUCGUUCCGGUCUGUGUUUCUUCAUUUGUUUUCUUUUAUUUUUCUGCACUUGUUAAUUAAUACGGGAUUUAUUUGGGGGAUGGUUUCUCAGAGCUAAACCGAGUCUUCUCAGCGUCUGUAUGGCUCUCUCUUUCUAGCCAUUGUGUGUUCAUCGAUUGCUCUGUCUUUAUGUCCUGUCAGUUUCUAUUAGAGGAAUGACUGCUGUGACCUCGUGGUACAGCAGACAACAACAACAACAAAAAGAAUAAAAAAGAAAAAAAGACAAAAAAAAGAGAAAACAACAAAAAAUACAAAUAAAAACUCCCCUAAGUCUGUCCCUAGACCCCACUCCCUCCCUGGCUGUCCUUCCGGUCCCCCUGCAGCCCCGACACACACAUCCGCUUGGUUGUGCCUGUGGAGGCACGGUGGCGGGGCGGGUGUGCCCCAGACCCGCACACGGACAGCAAGGCUGGCGGGCGCCUUGCAGCUGAGCGGACGGGACGCCCUGUGACCUCGGAAUCAGACCGCCCUCGCAUUCUUAUGUUGAAAGGGGGAAGAGGGACAAUUUGUCAAAAGCCCUCAUGCACAGAGUUGCUCUGGUCUCAUUCCCACGCACCCCAGUCCUUUCCUACUGGCCGCCUAGGCAGGAGGCCCCAGCCUGCACAGGGGACAGGGAGUGGCCCCAGGACGCAGGGAGGCUCUGCCCACUGUGAGGUCGGCUCUGGUCACCUGGGAGCACAUUUUGGCCAUUGCCAUGAGAACAGAGGCCCAGGACACAAACCCAGACUUCUCUGGCUCCUGUGUCAUGGUGGAAGAUUCUAGAACUGCUCAAACAUCGGCAGGACGGAGGAUAGACACAGUUUCAUCCCAGUAUUUCCCCAGUACAGGGUUUUAAAUUACUCCAGGUCUAAACUGUAUGCAAUUCUGCAUCAUCACACAGGAAAAACUUCUUUUUGUAAAAAAAAAAAAAAAAAAAGAUCAGCCGUUUUUAUUACCGCGAAAAAACUUUAUCA
Molecule: messenger RNA, 3156 nt
Organism: Heterocephalus glaber (naked mole-rat)
Lineage: Eukaryota; Metazoa; Chordata; Mammalia; Rodentia; Bathyergidae
Gene: Nalf1
Product: NALCN channel auxiliary factor 1
Biological process (GO): calcium ion import across plasma membrane
Cellular component (GO): plasma membrane
Molecular function (GO): stretch-activated, monoatomic cation-selective, calcium channel activity
Source: RefSeq, a predicted model, not a curated record